AUGAGAGAGAUUAUUGAUAACAUUAAGCACGACAACAAGCUGAGAAAACAAGCUAGUGAAGAAGCAAUGGUGGUUGAGGAUUUGGCUGAAACAGUGGGCGGGUACAUUCUUAACACACAUUCGAGGAGUGAUCUUGAGGUAGAUUCGAAUUUGGAUCAACUCAUAGCGGUGUUACAGAACUGGAAUAAGGUCUAUGGGAACAUUUAUACUCGAAAGAAAGACCUGGUGUCGGAGCUUAGUAGAGUUCAAAGGAUUUUGGAGGUUAGGCGAUCAUCACACUUGGUCUCAAGCGAGGCUAAAAUACGAGGAGAAAUUGAUGAUUUGUUAAAUCAUGAGGAACUUCUUUGGUUCCAAAAGUCACGUACUGCUUGGUUAGAGAAUGAUGAUAGAAACACAAAGUAUUUUCAUGGUCGAACGAUGGCGAGACGGAGAGCUAACAAAGUUGAGGGCCUUAAAAUAGAUGAGGGGCGAUGGUGUUUCGAUGAUGAAGUGUUAAAACAACAUGCAGUUGAGUUUUUUCCAAAAAUCUUUACAAAGCAGAGACACCUGUAA
This is a messenger RNA of Gossypium arboreum, 552 nucleotides long. RefSeq lists its product as uncharacterized. The transcript has 2 exons. The record is from RefSeq and is a predicted model, not a curated record. NCBI's taxonomy places the organism in Eukaryota, Viridiplantae, Streptophyta, Magnoliopsida, Malvales, Malvaceae. Bases 1 to 552 code for a protein of 183 amino acids.